Oncorhynchus tshawytscha (Chinook salmon) is the source of this 2490-nucleotide messenger RNA. RefSeq names its product TSC22 domain family protein 1-like. Gene Ontology annotation, biological process: regulation of transcription by RNA polymerase II. NCBI's taxonomy places the organism in Eukaryota, Metazoa, Chordata, Actinopteri, Salmoniformes, Salmonidae. The transcript is spliced from 3 exons. The record is from RefSeq and is a predicted model, not a curated record. The coding region runs from base 1281 to 1727 and encodes 148 amino acids.
AGGUCGCAAAGCUCAAGGGGGCCGAAUACUUUCGCAAGGCACUGUAUUUGGAUCUUCGUUGUUACUGUCUCUCAUUUGAUAAGGCUACAUGUAGGUUAGUGACUAACUCCUUAGCCUCGUUUCACCCUGCUCUAUUUCUGAUCCAUCUGUUCUGUGACGACGGUUAGCAUUUCUACACAAAGGUGCCAACGUUUUUUAGUUUGUUGGUGUUUUCAAACCGGAGACUGUUUAUGGUUACACCUAUAGAGUACAAUCACAACUCCCACCUGCCACUGCAGUGGAUCCCCUAUAACCCUAACCCUGUUUAUGGUUACACCUAUAGAGUAUAGUCACAACUCCCACCUGCCGCUGCAGUGGAUCCCCUAUAACCCUAACCCUGUUUAUGGUUACACCUAUAGAGUACAGUCACAACUCCCACCUGCCGCUGCAGUGGAUCCCCUAUAACCCUAACCCUGUUUAUGGUUACACCUAUAGAGUACAGUCACAACUCCCACCUGCCGCUGCAGUGGAUCCCCUAUAACCCUAACCCUGUUUAUGGUUACACCUAUAGAGUACAGUCACAACUCCCACCUGCCGCUGCAGUGGAUCCCCUAUAACCCUAACCCUGUUUAUGGUUACACCUGUAGAGUACAGUCACAACUCCCACCUGCCACUGCAGUGGAUCCCCUAUAACCCUAACCCAGUAGAGGUCCUAUAGGCUGCCAUAUUGUUUAAAACAUCUAUUUUCACAUUCUGGUCUACUGUACCUGAACAGGUCUGACUUUCCCUUGUAUUCGUCAUUCAUUCUGCUCAUUCAUGGUCUACAGGUGUUUUAGCAUUUUAGUUACAUUGAAGAUGACAAAUGAUGAAGCUGACAGUAACAUUUUUAAUUAGGAAACCUUUCUCCAAUACUUCUUGUUUCUUAACGGUUUCCCAGUGAGAACUCCUCAUCCUGUCCCGGGCUGAUUCCUAUGUUCUCUGUGUUUAGAAUGGCAGUGUUCGGGACAGUUACAUAUGAAACUGGGUCACAGGUGGGGGCGUUGCCACUUAAAUUAUUAAAAUGAGGUCUCUCUCUCCGCCAAUGGCAUCAUUUCUGCAGUUGGGACAGGAGCUGCAGAUUCCCAGCUUAGCAGAGCUAGUCAGUCUCACUGUGCUUAUUCUUUGUUCCGCGUCGGUACAUGAGCAGGGCUGCCCCGGUUGCCACCUUGUAUUGCCCAGAGAACAGAAUUUCUGCCAAUUCUGUUUGAAUAUUUUUUUAUACUGGACAUUUUCUACAUUUGAAGUAUUGCCUUUUGGUGUUAAUGGACAAAAAAAUAAUGAAUUCCCAAUUUUAUACAGUGGAGAUGGACAUUGGUGUUUGUCAACUGAGGAAUUUAUCUAUCUCUUUUCUGUCAUCUGUUCUUGCAAAAGAGACAACUCCAGUCAGGCUUGACAAUAGCUCUUCUGGUGCCAGUUUGGUGGCCAUCGACAAUAAAAUCGAACAAGCAAUGGACCUGGUAAAGAGCCACCUGAUGUAUGCUGUGAGAGAGGAGGUAGAUGUGUUGAAGGAACAGAUUAAGGAGCUGGUAGAGAGGAACUCCCAGUUGGAGCAGGAGAACAGCCUCCUGAAAACCCUGGCCAGCCCAGAGCAGAUGGCUCAGUUCCAGGCUCAGGUCCAGCCCAGCUCUGGCUCCCCGACAGCGACAGGCUCCUCUAACCCCCAGCCUCAGCCCCUGCCGUCCUCACAGAGCUCUGGGACCUCUACAUAGCCCCCUUCCUCGGAGAGACGUACGCAGGAGGGAGGAGAACCUUUACUCUACUGCGAACUGACCUCAUGCAAUGCAACAAGAACCACUAUGGCUCAAUCAAGGAGAGACUGCUACAAAAAUAAAAACCAUGUUUUGCACAUUUAUUUAACUGACCAAAGACAAUGAUGGACACUUGUGUCAGGUGUUCUCUUCGCUUGGAAUGCUUCAGACGAUCGCCAUGGAGACCAGGGAGGUGAAUGGAACAGAUGGACAGUUGUCAUGGAGAUGAAACAGACAACAACCCACAACUGGUACACUGUCUUCAGAUCUAUACAGUGACUAUUGAAUUGUGCCGUUGCUGCCAUUUCUUUACAUUUUCAUUUUGUUGGAUUAUUACCUAGCUGUGAAUUGAAUCAAAGAACAAGAAAUUAGGUGCAUUAUCUGUAGGGAUCAUUAAAGAAAGAGAAAACAAGACCCCAUCUGGUAUGGGGCGUAGGGUGGAACAUACAGUGCAUUUGGAAAUAAAUUCAGAUCACUUUAGUUUUUCCAAAUUUUGUUGCAUUACAGUCCAUUCUAAAAUUGAUGAAAUUGUUUUUUUUCUUCCACAUCAAUCUACACACAUUACCCCGUAAUGACUAAAGAAAAACAGUUUGAGUAAUUUUGCGAAAUGUAUUAAAUAUAAAAAAUGGAAAUAUCACAUUUACAUAAGUAUUCAGACCCUUUACUCAGUACUUUGUUGAAGCACCUCUGCCAGCGAUUACAGCCUUGAGUCUUCUUGGGUAUG